AUGAAGACUUCUUUUCUCGUUAUACUCCUGUUGGCUGCAGCUGUCUGCACCCACGGCCAAAGACCGCGAGCAGAAGAGGUGAAGGACUCCAAGGGAAAUCCAGUUUUGAUCGGUGAAAAAUACUUCAUCCAACCGGUUAAGAGCAACGGCGGUGGUCUUGUUCCAGCCCCCGCCAACAUAUUUCCGCUUUGUCCACUUGGCAUCACCCAAACACUUCUUCCUUUCCAACCGGGCCUGCCCGUUAGCUUCCAAUAUUACACAAUUUCCGUCAUCCAUUCCCCACUUUACGUAUCUCUCAGUACAGUUAUCAAGUUCGAGUCCGACUUCUGGCCUGUAUGCAAGGAUUUUUCCAAGGUAUGGGGCGUCGAUGUUUCCUCAUCCGCUGGCAGGGAGCCUAACAUUAUCAUCGGUGGUAAAGAUACGGCCCUAGAGAGCGCGUUUAAGGUGGAAAAAGCUACAGGAGAAAACACUUACAAGUUGACCAUCAACGUAUAUGGAACCGUUGGAACCAUCCCAGGGGCUUGGGGGGGUGCACCACAGCUAGUUGCCACCAAUGAUGAGGCUAAGACCUUAUUCGUCAAGUUCGUGAAGGUUGAUGCUACUAAGGCUACUACUUCUACUUCACGUGUUGAGAAGUUAGGUCUAAGGAUGUUCCCAUUCUACUAG
Eruca vesicaria subsp. sativa (arugula) is the source of this 666-nucleotide messenger RNA. NCBI's taxonomy places the organism in Eukaryota, Viridiplantae, Streptophyta, Magnoliopsida, Brassicales, Brassicaceae. The record is from the annotation of a GenBank genome assembly.